Messenger RNA from Dreissena polymorpha, 2534 nucleotides. RefSeq lists its product as uncharacterized. Lineage: Eukaryota; Metazoa; Mollusca; Bivalvia; Myida; Dreissenidae. The transcript has 2 exons. Bases 225 to 1598 code for a protein of 457 amino acids. Gene Ontology annotation, molecular function: protein binding. The record is from RefSeq and is a predicted model, not a curated record.
CCUUUGUUUGCAUAUUUGUUGGCGAAAACUUGUACACCGGAAGAAGGCGAUUAAAAGUAACGACAUGAGCGGUUAAAUGUAUUUAGCAUUUUGACCAAAAAACACUUAUUCUGAAGCUAAACAACGUUUUAAAUAGCACACUUUACCUUUGCUGCUUGGUGACUGAUAUAUGGAAUACAAAUUGUUUUAAAACGCAUUGGGAAAUACAAUGAGAUACAAUCCGCAUGAUGACAGCGCUAGGAUUUCAGCAGGGUUAUACUUGUAUUUACCCGCACCUCCCAUCGAUUGACCUGGCCCCCACGUUUGGGUCUUGGGACACCAGCAACGCCACCCUUAUCAUCGCAACAGCGCCACCUCUAGAGACAGCUACCGAUGAUGAAAACGGUAACCGUGACACCAUUUCAACAGGGUCAGAACUCAUAGAAAAGGGUAAACAGGGGCUGGCAAACUUUCUCUCUAGUGGUGACAGAACGGAUUUAAAACUAUGUCGCGAAAACGUGGAGUAUUAUUUGGCGUCUGCCAAUCGUUUGAAUCAUAAGCAAUUGGAAAAUGUGUGUCAUAAGUUUAUUCAAGAAUGUGGUAUGGAAAGUGACAGGCGCGUGUGCCUAGUGUGUCAGUCGUUGAUCGAUAAGAGGAAUUCAGUGAACAACAACCCCAAUCUCUACCAUAAGGACACUGACCUUAAGGUGCCGCGAUACCAGAUAAUGUUUCCCAAAGACGUGAACUCUAACGAGACCGAAGGUUACGUGCUGGUAUUGGACAUCCGGAGUGCCAGAGAAAUUCAGAAGAUUGGGGUGAAGAAAUUAACGAAAUUCGGCACCGGUUUUACCGCGUGCACAGCUUAUGUGAACAAAUGCCCAUAUGUGUUCGUUUUCGGCGGAAGUGGAAAGCACGAGAAGUCGCUCUUCCGGUACGACGUGGUCGAAAAUAAAUGGAAUCGAUUCGCUCAUCUGAAAAACACCCAUUACAAGCACAUCAUGGCGUUCGUUCCACUGCAGAAGGCGGUCUACGUCAUAGGAGGCAAAGGUUGUGGCGUCAUCGAAAAAUGUGAGGUUGAAACUGGACAUUGCACAGAGUUAAAUACUUCGCUGAAAAUAUCCGUGCACAAUGCAUCCAGUGCCGUGUAUAAAGACAAAAUCUUUAUUUUUGGCGGGAAAACAAUCCGAAACCACGUCUGGUCUGUUCAAGUGGUAGAUACAACCAAAAACACGGUCUCUAAACUGCGCGAUCUGCCAUUCGACUGUUCAGGUGGUCAGGCAGUCGUUGUCAAGGACAAAAUUUACAUAGCAAUGGAAAACGGUGAAAUGAUCAGGUAUUGUCCACAAAGCGACCAAUCAGAAACGUGUGCAAAACAGCCGUACACGCGUAAGCAUUUCUCAAUGUUUGAGAAAAACGGACACUUGAAUAUCGUAGGAGGCGUACGGACGGACGGCUGUCUGGAACAUGAGGGGACUAUGUAUACGUACUGUCCGGAUAGCGACGAAUGGCGGGCAACGUUUACGUUUACACGAGCGCUGCCGAUCCAUACGAGUUGUACAAUUGACUUUCCGAAAGAAUGUCCGGUGACACCUUUCCGAAAGAUGUUCGGUUAUUGUUGACUGUUAUCGCGUAAUUUACAGAGGGGUUAUAAUCAAGGUGGCGACGUCAAUACCCUUUAUGUCUUUUUUAUUUGUUUCAAUGCCGCUCACUUUCCAGCCAUAUCAGCAAGAAAGUAAAACUACAUGUAGCAUUUAUUUCGUGUUAAUAUUCGCUCUAUAUCUCGACUUUACUCGUUGCGAAAUUUCUUAGCGGGGUGACCUAAUUAGAGCACUUCUAAGAAAAUUAGCAGCUAGUAAAGUCGAGAUAUAAAGGGACUUUUAAAAGGAAAUAAACGCUCAUCACUUUCUUACUGGUAUGGCUGAAAAGUGAGCGUCAUUUAAAAAUUAUACAAAAGUAACGCUUAUUUUUCUACAGUACUGACAAUGGUUUUAUGUGCUCGGCUUGCCAUGCUGUUAGUUCAGUGCUUUGUUUUGUUUCCUUUCAGUGCGGUAAAUGUGUUUAUUUAUGAAGUCAUACAUGUUGUGUUUUUAAUUAGCAGUUGGUACGAUUCGAUUUAUGUUACAACACCACAAGUUUAUAUGUAGCAUUCCGCAAUUAAUAAGGAAACGGUAAAUUAAGGAGUUAUUUUAUUAGCUAAGGCCCCUACUAACGUAGUUGUAACUUAUGGAACAAUACAGGACAGAAAACUUGCUAACCUUAAUUCUGCUUAUCAACAAUGUUCUAUUUCAAUUGUACUGUACGAGGCCAUUAUGAGUGUCUAACAAAAUGGCUUAAAACGGAAACAACAAAUCUACGAUUUGUUUAAUUGUUUCACAACGUAACUCGCACAUAAUUAUACUGUCUUUGUCUUUUUGUCCUAAGUCAUAGCAUACGUUAAUUUCCAUCUGAUUUUUCUGAUCGAUUUGCAAUCACACACUAUAAAUAAACCUUCUAUGUUUGAUUUAUAGAUUUUAUACACUUUUCUUUUUUUUCUACAAUUAAAAUUGAAAAAUAUA